AUGGAUGUCAAGAAGGAAAAUCAAGAGAAACCUCCUCACUCAGGUACUUCUUCUGUACAAAAUGAUGAUUUCCACUGGGAAAAUUACUUGAAAGAGACUGGAUCUUUGAGUGCCCCUUCGGAGUGUUUCAGACAGUCCAAGGUUCCACCAGCUAAUGACUUCAAAGUUGGUAUGAAAUUGGAAGCCCAUGACCCUCGCAAUAUGACUUCAAUAUGUAUAGCCACGGUCGUUGGAAUUACUGGUGCCAGACUACGUUUAAGACUGGACGGUAGUGACAACAGAAAUGAUUUUUGGAGACUUGUCGAUUCUCCAGACAUACAGCCUAUUGGGACAUGUGAAAAGGAAGGGGACUUACUUCAGCCUCCACUGGGGUAUCAGAUGAAUGCGUCGUCUUGGCCAAUGUUCCUCUUACGAACACUGAAUGGAUCUGAAAUGGCACCUGCAACAAUCUUUAAGAAGGAACCACCAAAGCCACCUCUAAAUAAUUUUAAAGUGGGAAUGAAACUUGAAGCUAUAGACAAAAAGAACCCUUAUCUGAUCUGCCCUGCAACUAUUGGAGAUGUUAGAGGAGAUGAAGUUUAUAUCACAUUUGAUGGCUGGAGUGGAGCUUUUGAUUAUUGGUGCAAGUACGAUUGUCGAGAUAUUUUCCCAGUUGGGUGGUGUCGCCUGACAGGAGAUGUAUUACAACCACCAGGAACUCAUGUGCCCGUUACAAAGAAUAUAGCAAAAACACAGUCUUCUCUUUCCAAAGCAACCCAGCAUUCAAUGCAGUCUCCACAGAAAACUGCUGUAAUACUACCAACACAGCAGAUCAGGAAAUCAGGUCGCAUUAAACCACCUGGGCAGACUUCAGUCCCUAAGAAGGGAAGUGCUGUUAAAAAUCUCACACCAAGGAAAAAAGGCCCAAAAAAGGAAAAAUAUUUUCCUGUUUUGUGUUCUACGUCUUCGGCUUCUAUUAAAUCCCUGGCCAGAGACCGUCGUGUUUCAUAUGAUAAAGAUGCCACUCCUGGUACAUCUAAAAUAGUGAUGUCAACAGUCUGUGUCUAUGUAAACAAACAUGGAAACUCUGGUCCUCUUUUGGAUCAGAAGAAAAUCCAGCAGCUGCCUGACCACUUUGGCCCGGGCCCCGUGAAUGUGGUGCUCCGGCGGACCGUGCAGGCUUGUGUCGAUUGUGCCAUUGAAAGUAAGACUGUUUUUGGAUUUCUUAAGCCAGAUCAUCGUGGAGGAGAAGUGAUAACUGCUUCCUUUGAUGGGGAAACCCACUCUGUCCAGCUCCCUCCAGUGAAUAGUGCAUCAUUUGCUCUUCGCUUUCUUGAGACUUUAUGCCACAGCUUACAGUGUGAUAACCUUUUGAGUAGCCAGCCUUUUAGCUCUUACAGAGGUAAUACUUGUAGUCCUGCAGAGCAUGAUAAAAAAUCAGUUAAAGAAGAUGUAACACAAAAAAGCCCCAAACGGCCUUCUCAGGAACCUCCACCUUAUGUUGUUCCUGUGUCACCUAAACUCCCCAAAACAAAGGUGUAUGCUUCUAAAGAAGAACAACUGUCUUGUGAGGGAAGUGGCAUGCCUAAAGAGGAAAAGCUUUCUGAAGAUUCCAAAAACUCACCACCAAAUCCAGCAAAUGCUUUAAGCCCUACCAGCAGAAAUCCUGUAAGCACUCAUGCUGCAGUCUCCAGGAGUUUUUCUCCGAGCAUGCCAAGCACCUCAAGUUCAGCACUAGUGGGGACCAAAUCUACCAAGAGCAGUCACCAUGAAGUUAAAUUCCAAAUGCAGAAGAAAAGUGAAGCUCCAAGUUAUAUAGCUGUACCUGACCCCAGUGUCCUGAAACAAGGCUUCUCUAAGGACCCUUCAACCUGGUCUGUGGAUGAAGUGAUACAGUUUAUGAAACAUAAAGAUCCUCACAUAUCAGGCCCCCUCGCCGACCUCUUCAGGCAACAUGAAAUUGAUGGGAAGGCUCUGCUACUACUCAAAAGUGAUGUGAUGAUGAAGUACAUGGGGCUGAAGCUGGGGCCGGCAUUAAAGUUAUGUUACUACAUUGAAAAACUUAAAGAAGGAAAAUACAAUUGA
Molecule: messenger RNA, 2064 nt
Organism: Enhydra lutris kenyoni (northern sea otter)
Lineage: Eukaryota; Metazoa; Chordata; Mammalia; Carnivora; Mustelidae
Product: Scm polycomb group protein like 2
Exons: 13
Coding region: 1-2064 (687 amino acids)
Biological process (GO): regulation of DNA-templated transcription
Cellular component (GO): nucleus
Molecular function (GO): protein binding
Source: RefSeq, a predicted model, not a curated record